Messenger RNA from Astrephomene gubernaculifera, 1746 nucleotides. NCBI's taxonomy places the organism in Eukaryota, Viridiplantae, Chlorophyta, Chlorophyceae, Chlamydomonadales, Astrephomenaceae. The record is from the annotation of a GenBank genome assembly.
AUUUAGCGGCGAUCAUAAGGUUACAGGUUUCAGUUGGAAAUGCAUUGCAACCGAUGACUGUAUUUUCUUGCAAGGACGAGAAUAUUCACAAAAAGGUAUCAACGUCUGAAGCAAAACGGGCAACCCCACAGGCUCUGCUGCACUUUCCUAGCCUUCCAAACGCGUCUGCGAUCAUGAUAUGAUGACUUGUUAGUUGACGGGCUUUCAACUUCGCUUAAUAUUGAGACGAGGGAAUGAUACUCAAACCGGUCCAUCGGAAAUGAGAUGCCGCCAGCGCAACGGGGGAAACCAUCUUCACCUAUAAAAUUGGUAACUUACAAAGAGGCAUCAGAAGCAAAUUCUUGGAACCAAGCAAGUGGCCCGAGAGAGCUUCUCGGUGGCGGGCAUGAGGCUCGGGGCGGUGGGCAGCUUGAGCAUUACAGCCUUUACGUGAAGUGUAGUAGCGGCAUGGUAGCAAGCCAAGGAAGGAAUUCUGCCCCUGGCGCUCUACCGUGGGGCGACUCGGGUUCGCCUUUAUCAUCAGCACUUGCAGCGGAGGCUGUCUACUGCCUAGUCUCAGCUGGAACAAUCCUGUUCAACAAGCAUGCGCUAUCAACGUAUAAAUUUCCGGCUCCCAACGUGCUGCUCACCAUCCAGUUUGGGAUCGCCGUAGCCCUCCUAAAAGUGCUCCACUUUGUUGGCAUCCUGCAUCUUGAACCUCUACGAUGGGACAUCGUGAAGCUAUGGGUUCCAGUCAACAUCGUGUUUGUGCUUAUGAACGCGACAGGCUUCUACGCCCUCAUGUCCGUGUCUGCGGGCAUGUUCACGGUGCUAAAGAACCUCUCCAACCUGAUUACUAUCCUGGGAGACUGGUACUUCUUCGACAAAACCUACUCGUGGCAGGUGUGGGCUUGCUUGGGCCUUAUGAUCAUCUCCGCAGUCAUGGGCGGUUGGACGGACCUCUCCUUCUCGCCCAAGGGCUACGCCUGGCAGUUGGUCAACUGCUGCUUCACCGCUGCCUACAGCCUGCACCUCUCGUCUGUCGUACGAUCCGCCGCCAGCACUGUACCUAGCGGCCCGGGCUCCGGCGGCUCACAGCCGGGCGGCGGCGGUGGCAGCGGGGCGCUGCUCGGAAGCAGCGGCAGCGGAGGCGCCGUUAGCGGCCUAGGUCCUUCGCACAAGCAUGGACAUGCCCAUGCCCAUGCAGACCAUAGCAGCAGCAGCGGCCCCGGCGGGGGCGGCGGGGGCGGCGGACGGAGACGCCUUAACGAGCUCAGCAUGGUGUACUACAAUAACGCGCUUUCGGUGCCACCGCUCGUGUUGCUGUCGCUGUUAUUCGGCGAGCCGGCGCGGUUGCGGGACUAUCCCUACACGGGCAACCCGCAGUUCAUCAUAGUCGUGCUCAUGGGUUCGUUGUUGGGCUUUGGUGUGUCGUUUGCCAGCAUCUGGUGCAUGAGUCGCACCUCGGCCACCAUCUACAGCCUCACGGGGUCAAUGAACAAGGUGGUUGUGGCGGUUGUGGGCAUGUGGUAUUUUGCGGAGCCCGCUAGCGGCAGCAAUCUGAUAUCGAUCGCCUUGGGUCUCGUGGCGGGUUUCCUCUUUGUGUUUGCCAAGUCCGCGCCCUCAUCGCAUGGCCAUGCACACUCGCAUUCGCACACCCGCACGCAUGCGCAUGGGAUGCUUGGGAGCGGCGGCGGCGAGGGCGGAGGCGUCGGAGGAGGUGAGGCGCAGCCGUUGCUGCUGCCGCAGGGGUCUGCAGGGCUGGGG